AUGGCAGAUGGCUCCCUAAACUGUUGGUAUCUGUCUGCAUAGAAUCCCAUGAAUCAUAGCUCACAGAGAAGCCAAGGCUCACAGGCCGGAUGUGACCUGCUGCAGGUUGAAGGCUUUCACCAGAAGGUCAAGGUGGGGGCCGAGAUAUAAGUUCUCCCAGGGAAGAAACCCCGGAGAGGAAAGAUUAAUGUAUAGAAAUGAUUGUCCCUUGAGGAAACAGACUCAAAGUGCCCAGGGUUGUGCAGUGGGUCAGUGAUUGGACAGAGAUUGGAACCGAGGUCUCUCAGGCCUGCAGUGGAAGUUCUCUGAUACUGCCUUACCUACCUUCCAAAAAGCAAGCUGCCCACGUCCACCCACUGAAGUGCUGUGUGAUGUUGGGCAAAGUGCUUGACCUCUUUGUGCUCUGGUUUCUGUAAAGGGGGCCAAUGGUCGCUUUGAACUCCUGGGAUUGUGGUUAGGAUUCACAAAAAGCAUAUAUUUCACAAAAGGCUUAUCCGGGAGGAGGCAGAACUGGGAUGCCACGGGAUAGUGGGACAGAAUGCUUGCACUCAGAAAAGUCAAACACUUCCAGAAAAAUCACAAAGCGCGUUGAAUGAGAAUUUUCGUCAUCACAAUAACUGAACUGCAGAGGGCGAGCCUGAGUGACUUUCAGUGAGUUCGCCCUCCCCUUGUCGUUUGCAAAGGAAUAGUGGGGACUGAGGGAAUGAAAGAUUAUCUACGAGUUCUUCGGCCGUGAUGUCCCAAAUUCUUUCAACACAGCCUCAGGGUACCCUGCACAGGUUGUCCGAAGCCACCUCUGGCUGCCAGGUUCAGGGCCAAACUCUGCACCUUGUACGCUCCAGCUCUUCCUGGGGCGCACCGCCUACGGCCCCUGCGACUGGCCGCCAGGCCUGCCCAUCUUCAGUUUCGCAGCCAAUUAUCGUCGCUCUCCAGGCUACUGCCUCCAUUCCUUUCGCACCCGUCAUGCCAGCCACCUUGGAGCCCUCUCUUGCUCCCCAUCGAUUGGUGGUCAGACUGCCUGUCUUCUGCCAGUGCUCCAAUCCUUGCCUACCUCCAGGCCUGCACCUCCCAGCACCUCGCACCCGGCGAGACCACCUCAGGGACCAAGAGUGUCUCCCAACAGCCCGCCUCUACCCCUCAGCGAUUGGUUUUAGGGGCUGCUUGUCUGCUUUAUGCUCACCAAUCCUUGCCGUCUCGAGCGCUGAUUGGCCAUCAUGCAACCAAUUGGAGCGCGCCAAUGACCCCUCCCGCGGCUCACUCGGGGAGUGUGCGAGGCGGAGCCGUGGCGACUGGAGGCGGCGGCGGCGGCGGCGGCGACGGCGACGCGUCCCAGCCGGACCGGGUCUCCGCCAUCCCCAGCAGCCUGGAAUGGGUAAUGGUGUUAAGGAAGGCGCGGUGCGAUUGCGUGAGGAUGCUGAGGCCAUCCUGCCCGCACCUGUCUCCUCAAAGAGCGAUCACAGGCAAGUUCUCAGCUCCCUCCUGUCCGGGGCCCUGGCUGGCGCUCUUGCCAAAACGGCAGUAGCGCCCCUGGACCGAACUAAAAUCAUCUUCCAAGUGUCUUCAAAAAGAUUUUCUGCCAAGGAGGCCUUUCGGCUGCUCUACUUCACCUACCUCCACGAGGGCUUCUUCAGUCUGUGGCGCGGGAACUCGGCCACCAUGGUGCGCGUGGUGCCCUAUGCCGCCAUCCAGUUCAGCGCGCACGAGGAGUACAAGCGUGUCCUGGGCCACUAUUACGGCUUCCGCGGAGAGGCCCUGCCCCCUUGGCCCCGCCUCCUCGCAGGGGCCCUCGCUGGAACCACAGCCGCUUCACUUACCUACCCCCUGGACCUGGUCCGAGCGCGCAUGGCUGUGACCCCAAAGGAAAUGUACAGCAACAUCUUUCACGUCUUCAUCCGCAUCUCCCGGGAAGAGGGGCUGAAGACCCUCUACCAUGGCUUCACGCCCACCGUGCUGGGGGUCAUCCCCUACGCAGGGCUGAGCUUCUUCACCUAUGAGACGCUCAAGAGCCUGCACAGAGAGUACAGCGGCCACCGGCAGCCCUACCCCUUUGAGCGUAUGAUCUUCGGAGCCUGCGCGGGCAUCAUUGGGCAGUCCGCCUCAUACCCGCUGGACGUGGUGCGGCGGCGCAUGCAGACGGCCGGCGUCACGGGCUACCCGCGCGCCUCCAUCGCCUGCACACUGCGUACCAUCGUGCGGGAGGAGGGCGCAGUGCGCGGCCUCUACAAGGGCCUGAGCAUGAACUGGCUCAAGGGCCCCAUUGCAGUGGGCAUCAGCUUCACCACCUUCGAUCUCAUGCAGAUCCUGCUGCGGCGUCUGCAGAGCUAGGGGCCUUGCACUUGGCAGCUCUCGGGACAGGGAGCCGAGCUCCAGCUCGGGAAGGACUGCUGACCCUUAAUGCUUUGGAGCUCAGAAGCGCGGGGAGCAGGGGGCGCUUGGUUUUGCCCCGGAGCCAUGUGUUGAACAAGCAGGCAGGCCAGAGGGGCUGAGCCCAGAGCUUCAGGUCUGGGUCUGAGAGGAAAGCCAGAAGCCCUUGGAGGGCAGUUUUAGGAUGUGUUGGCUAACCACCUCUUCCCUUCUCCCUGGGGCUGGUGCUGCCUCCUGGAGGUACCGCCUGAACGCCCUGAUGCUGGAGUGACCAGCGUCUCCUGGCACUCUGUGUCCUUGGACACGCUCCUGAGUCUAAUGACCCUGUCCCCACUGGGCUCAGAGCCAGACUCCGCCUCCCACUUGUCCUGGGUCUAUGCUCAGGAUGGGGGAGCUGAACAGUGCAGGAGAGGCUUGGCCUACCCUGUCCAUGAUGGGACCAGUCUCCUGCUCAGUUGUGGCUAUAAAUGCAGCCUCUUACCCACCCCACCCCUGUCCUGCCUUUUUUUCCCAGGUGACAUGACUCCCUCCAGCCCCAGAGCCUUCUGCUCUGGAACAGCCUUGUCUGAGACUAUUAUCCUGAUCCUGAUUCCACACCAGUGUAGGGACCCGGAGCUGGUCUUCCCCGCUGUUGCUGGCCCCUUGGCAACACCCAUGGAGGCUGGGCCUGAGGCCCUGACCCUCUGCCCACAGGGUUGUCUGAGGUCCUUGAAUGAAGUGCAUGGAGGUGGCUGGCAGCCUUGAUCUUACCUAAAUGGGAACUUCCAAGACAGUAUAUGUGGCCAGGGGUGGAAAGCUCAGAAGAGUCAGGGGACCCCCUGGGAGCUGGUCUCACGGAGAAGUUCCCGGAUCCCUUGGGUAUCACAGGGAUGGAGGAACGCUCAUUUCCUAAUGAUGUUUGUAGUUUAUUGACUUUGUUUUUUCAAUUUAGCCAGCCCUGGGUCUACUCACGGUAAACUCUGACUGAUCUGAUCUGGUUCUAGGACAUCCACCAUGCGUGAAAUGACCUGUGUGCUUGCCCCACACACAUUUCCAGUUGUGACUUUCAUUUCUUCCCUUCAUUCUAUUCUGUCUGUUCUUGCCUUGGACUUGUGUCUGUUCUUGCAUGUGUCCAUCAGCCAGCCCCAGUCUCAUACCCAGACUCUUGUCCCCAGAGGCCCAAGUAGCCUGCGAUGACUGUCAUAUUGGGUGAGUGUCCCACCUCUUCUCCCCACCUUGCUCAGUGCGCAGGAGAGGCAGGGUCACCCCUCACAGAGAGACAGGAUGGGGACCCAAGAGCCCCAGGCAAGAGAGAGCAGCAGGGACUGGGGGCCCACCCCAGGCAGGUGAGACUAGGUGACUGGCUGGGCAGCACCCUACUUAGGACUACAGGCUGGGCAGGAGUGGGAGAGUCCCUCGGGUCCUGCUGGACCCAGUGUGCCUGCCCAGGGUGGCUCCCAGUCCAGUGGGCCUUAGCAGUGCCACCCCAUUCCUCUAGUGCCACACACAACUGGACGGGCACCCUCCGCAGUCACACCCCUCCCUACUGGCUGCCUGUCCUGGUCUGGAGUUAUUUUGAUGCCAUGAAGACACUUUGUUUAUAUAUAAUGUUUAUAUAUUUUAAAGAUUUGUGCCAAGAGAGUAUAUUUAAUAAAAAUUAAAAUAACUUUUUCUCCUGUCCACGUCUCUUUCCUUAGGCUCUGACCCCUACCCUACCCACCCACCAUGAACCUAAAAUAGAGUUGAGGUUAUUUUGACAGAACUUUUAGUAAAGUCAUGAGUAGACAUUUUAAAAAUGUAAUUGAAUUGUUAAUUAAUACUAUGAUUUUCUAGAAAAUGCAAACUGCCCAAAAGGGUUUACCAAGUAAGUAGGCCUCCUAGUUCCUUCUGCAGGGGCAUCACCAUUUACCAGUUCGUUGUAUGUCCUUCCAGAGAUCUUGUGCAUACAUACUUGUACCUUUGGGGACAUCAGUCAAAAUGGGCCACUGCCCAUCCUGUGUGCACUGCUCCAAAAUCCCCAGAUUUCUCUCUCCUGAGCCCUGUGGUCUGUUGCAUGCUGGGGGCUCCAUUUCACAGAUGGCUGAGGCCUUUGGUGCUGAAUGUCCCCAUCUUCAAGGGCAGGAGGGUGAGGCCACCAUUGGUCUAUCACAAUGGCCAUGAAAGAACGUGCAGGGUGCACCAACCAGAGGGGGGAAGCGAGAGCCUCGCAUGGGUGGUAAGCAAUGCGCUAUUUACUUAUUUACAAUUUAACCCCAUUUAUUUGCUCAUUCCUGGGUUAGCUUUUUGUCAUCAGGAAUAACGCUGUGACUGCCACCCUUGCUCCUGCACCCAUAGGUGAGAAUCUCCCAAGAUGUGUCCCUGAGGGACCAGCCAGCUAUGGAGUCACCUCUUCCAGGUGCCACCAAAGCACUCCCCAGCA
Pteropus alecto (black flying fox) is the source of this 4762-nucleotide messenger RNA. RefSeq names its product solute carrier family 25 member 42 (gene SLC25A42). The coding region runs from base 736 to 2325 and encodes 529 amino acids. The record is from RefSeq and is a predicted model, not a curated record. Lineage: Eukaryota; Metazoa; Chordata; Mammalia; Chiroptera; Pteropodidae. The transcript has 8 exons. Gene Ontology annotation, biological process: transmembrane transport.